Molecule: messenger RNA, 2015 nt
Organism: Microplitis demolitor
Lineage: Eukaryota; Metazoa; Arthropoda; Insecta; Hymenoptera; Braconidae
Gene: Sirt4
Product: NAD-dependent protein deacylase Sirt4
Exons: 3
Coding region: 92-1042 (316 amino acids)
Molecular function (GO): NAD-dependent protein lysine deacetylase activity; NAD+ binding
Source: RefSeq, a predicted model, not a curated record
UUAUUGUUUUUUUUAGCAAUAAAAAGUAACUAAAGUUUAAUCGAAUAAAUAGAAAAAAAUUUUAUUAAGUAUUUGGUGAAAUUAAUUUAAAAUGUAUGAAGUCAUACUUUUUAAUUCUAAAAAAAUGAGUAGAUCAUGGUUAUUUUCUAGUUUAAAAUAUAACUCCAAUAUUUGUUUUGUACCAAAAUAUGAACCACCAAAACCAAAUGAUUUAAUUCAACUUGAAAAUUUCAUAAAAAGUGAAGGAAAAUUAUGUGUUUUAACUGGCGCUGGCGUUUCAACGGAAAGUGGUAUUCCCGAUUACAGGUCAGAAGGAGUAGGAUUAUAUGCUACGAGUAACAGGAGGCCUGUUUUAUAUCAAGAUUUUAGAAAUCAUGAUCAUAUUAGAAAAAGAUAUUGGGCUAGAAAUUACAUUGGUUGGCCAAGAUUUUCAAAAUUCAAACCAAAUUUCACUCAUCAUAUUCUCAAAUACUUAGAAGAUAUAAACCUUGUAUCAUGUGUUAUAACUCAAAAUGUUGAUGGAUUACAUUCAAAAGCAGGCAGUCUUAAUGUAAUAGAAUUACAUGGAACUGGUUACACAGUUAUGUGUUUAAAUUGUGAUAAUAAAAUUUAUAGACAUGAUUUUCAAAAGAUUUUAGAUAAAUUAAACCCAACUAUUAAUGCCGUUAGUAAAGAAAUACGACCUGAUGGUGAUGUAGAACUUUCAGAAGAACAUAUCCGAGGAUUUAUUUUACCACCGUGUAAUAAUUGUGGUGGGAUAUUGAAACCUGAUAUUGUAUUUUUUGGAGACAAUGUACCAAGACAUACUGUUGAAAAAGUUCAAAGUGCUGUCGAUAAAGCUGAUGCAUUAUUAGUACUUGGAACAUCUCUAACUACAUUCUCAGGCUACAGAAUUAUUUUACAAGCAGAAGAAGCUAAAAAAUCAAUUGCAAUUGUCAAUAUUGGUGACACUAGAGCUGAUAAAUAUGCUAAUAUUAAAUUGAAUACUAGAUGUGGUGAAGUAUUCAAACAAUUAUUUCCCACUUUGAAAUUUCAUAAUUAAAUUAAUACAUAACUUAGUAAGUUAUUUAUUUAUUUUAUUUAAUUUAAACUGAUCAGCAUUGUACAUGAAAAAAUCAAUCAUAUUAAUUAGAAAAAAAAAAAAAAAGAUAAAUUAUUAAACAUUUAGUCAUAAAAAGAUAUUGCGCCGUAUUGCUCAUAUGAAUAUUAUCAGUAAAAUUAACUAGUAUAUACAAUCGCUGAAAACGAUGAGAGGGAUCCACUUGCCUGCGACUAAUUAAGCUACUAAUCUUAAAUUGGUGGUGUGUGUCACUGAUGCUGUUUGCAUUCUCUGACUACAUAAAGUAGCGUAAGCAUUAUAUGUAAAUAAAUGAUGUGUAUAUUAAAAUUAUUAUUUAUUGCAAUUUGUAAAUAAUUAUAUAUAGAUAAUCCAAAUACUAAAAUAUACAAAUCCAUAAAAAAAUUAUUCGAGUGAAUUAAUAUUACGGUUUCAUAACUUUAGUACAAAUUAAUAUAUAAUAAUAUAUUGCGUAGCGAAGGAUGAAACAGGAUAAUUUUAAACGAGGGUUAAGUUGACUCCCCAACUCGAAGAUGAGAACCAAUAGUACCUGAAGUCUGAAAUUGUUUUAUUCCGUGCUAUACACUAUAAUCUUCAUGAUUACCUGUAUUGAUUUUAGGGAGUUCUAAUAUCUAGAGCCAGAAAAAUAUUACUUUUUGGCCAAUAGCGCGGUAAGUACCCUAGUAGCUAUCUUAGUCAAGAUCUCGAAAUCACACACUGAGAAAAAUUUUCUCUUCGGACAAUUAAAUUGCUUUUGUUAAAUUCUGUUAAACUAAUAUUUAAUUGGGACAACUCAAUUUUAUUACGUCAACAAAAUCUAUUUUGUCAUUUUUAACAAAUGAUUUAAUAGCUUCUAUUUGGUUGACGUUAAUAUUUCUCUUGCUACGAUAAUAAAAUCAUUUGGUAAAGUUAAGAAAAUAUUUAUUUGAUAGACAACUAAAUUAUUUUGUAGUGCCAA